ACAGAAAAUUAUAUAUGUUUGAAGGUAUCUGGCAAACACAGUUGAGGAAGAAGAGGAAGAACACAAGUAUGAGAUUUUCCCGUGGGCUUUGGGAGAAGCCUGGGGACAGCUCUUCCCUUGCUUUUUGGAGCUGAGAGAUGAACUAUGGAGAAGAAUGGAUUUCAGAGCUAUUGUAAGCAGACAGUGCUGUGAAGAGGUGAUGGCCAUCGCUCCAGCACAUUAUAUAUGGCAGCGGGAACGCCCCGAGCACCACAGUGGCGCUGAGAGACGAUAUAAUCGUGAAGUCCGUCUGCCACGGGGACCUAGCGGCACUCCUCCCCACUGUUUGCUUUGUGGUAAGAGAGGAAGAUCUGUGCGAUCUUUGCUGAACAGCUCCAACUCU
Molecule: messenger RNA, 382 nt
Organism: Tauraco erythrolophus (red-crested turaco)
Lineage: Eukaryota; Metazoa; Chordata; Aves; Musophagiformes; Musophagidae
Source: RefSeq, a predicted model, not a curated record